AAUUGAUUGAAACAAUUGACGAAUAAAUGACUGAUAUAUUGAUUGCAAGUGUUUUAUACAUCAAUUGAUUUGUUAUUCGAAUUAUAACUCAAUUGUCUAUCAAUGAGACUAUCAAUUGGUUUGUAUUCAUUGAUUGAUUGCAUUUGAUGUAUGUUUUCAGUGAAGAAGUGGACAUCAAACUGAAGACAAGAUCAAAAUGCACACAAUGUUAGACUUGGAUAUCAAGGCUUUCCUGUCCAACAUUAAGGCCACAAAACCUCCGUAUGUCUGUCCCUUCGAGAAGUGUCAUAAAAUAUAUAAGACAUACCAAGGAAUGAGGACUCAUAUGCAUCAAUACGAUCACAUAAACAACAGACAAAUGACAGAUGAAACUAAUAAUGAAUUAAUAAACAAAAAGAAAGGCAAUUGUGAUGACCCAUCAUUUGGUGACCGAUCGCCGUCACCACCCGAUUAUCGUAGUAAUAAUAAUAACAGAGAAACGCUUACAUACGCCGAAGCACAACGACUGGUCGAAGUGGACAUCGACGGCAAAGUCCACAGAAUUAAUAUCAACGAACCGUUAAAUAUAGUGUUGUUGAGCGUCGGUAUUGAUGUACCUAUCAAUGGAAGUGUCAAUUCAGUGAACAACAGUUUCAGUGAUAGUAAAAGCAAAAAACAUUUGUCUGACUGUCAACUGACACCUCAAACCAAUGCAAACUCCGGCGCCAAGACUAAGACCGGCAAAGGAAAGAAUCGAAGCGGAAAGUGUGGUAAAGGACGCAAAGAUCUUCAAUCGAAACAAACAGCUGUGACUGAGAAACCUAACAGUUUAAUACUGAAAUUACCCGAACCUUCCUUCAGAAUAAUAGAAGGCUAUGACCCGCCAGACGCCAAACAACGGUCGUCUUCUUACUACAGAUAUAUCGAAAAGACUAUCGACGACAUUGACGAAGAAGUAGAGUAUGAUAUGGAUGAAGAAGACACGGCUUGGCUCGAAUUGAUCAAUAAGAAGCGUAAAGUCGACAAAUUACCUGAAAUCCCUGCCGACACGUUUGAACUAUUGAUGGACAGACUUGAGAAAGAGUCAUACUUUCUGAGUCAAAACAGUGGCAAAGAUAUAGGUCCCGCCAUUGAUGAAGACGCCGUUUGUUGUAUUUGUAAUGACGGCGAGUGUCAAAACUCGAAUGCCAUUCUGUUCUGUGAUAUGUGUAAUCUUGCCGUUCAUCAGGAGUGUUAUGGCGUUCCUUAUAUACCAGAGGGUCAGUGGCUUUGUAGAAGAUGUCUUCAAUCUCCAUCCAGAGCUGUUGACUGUGCUUUGUGUCCCAACAAAGGCGGAGCCUUUAAACAAACUGACGAUAAUCGUUGGUCUCAUGUUGUUUGUGCACUUUGGAUACCAGAAGUUUGUUUUGCAAAUACAGUGUUUUUAGAACCCAUAGACAGCAUCGGUAACAUACCAUCUGCCCGAUGGAAACUUUCGUGUUAUAUCUGCAAACAGCGUAAUGUCGGCGCUUGUAUUCAAUGUCACAAAUCCAACUGUUAUGUAGCGUUUCACGUGACGUGUGCACAACAGGCCGGUCUCUAUAUGAAGAUGGAAGCCGUCAAAGAAAUGACAUCCAAUGGUCUCGUCACUAACGUUAGGAAAGCCGCCUAUUGUGAUACACAUACACCGACAGAUGAAAAUGGAAUUGUAUUGAGUGGUGUAUAUUCUUCGGGCGAAGAAGACUCACGUAUUGAUAAUCAUAAAGUCAAACAAACAAAAGCCAAGUUUAAGGAGAAGAUGAAGAAAGCGCGCAAAAUAUUAGCUGAAAAACGAUCACAAAUACCUGUUGUUUCUGUUCCUACAAUUCCUUUGGAUAGAUUGGCAAAGAUUGCUGUUUUAGUGACAAUACCCAAACGAAAUCUCUUUUUACAGCGACUUCUUGGCUAUUGGACUCUUAAGCGACAAUCAAGAAAUGGAGUACCACUUCUUAGAAGACUUCAAAUUUCACACAACAAUCUUAGACGCGAUUCAAAUAAGGACGGAGACGAUGAACAAGUGAUGAAAAUUAAAGAACAAUUGAAAACAAUGAAUAGAUUGAGACAAGACUUGGAAAGAGUGAGACUAUUAGUCGAAUUAAUUCGCAAACGCGAAAAAAUGAAGAGAGAGUUUCUUAAGAUCAGACAAAACACUGUCGAACUACAACUAAACCCUUUUAAAGCAUUUUUGUUGAAUCUUUUGCAAAGACUUCAAGAUAAAGACACCAAUAAGUUCUUUGCUGAACCCGUUAAUGUCGAAGAUGUUUCCGAUUAUCUCGAUUUUAUCAAACAUCCAAUGGAUUUCAGUACAAUUAGACAAAAGAUUAAUCAAAACCAAUAUAGUUCUCUAAUUGAAUUGAUUCGUGAUUUUCAAUUAAUUAUUAAUAACUGUACCGAAUAUAACACUAAAGAAACCAUUUGGCAUAAGGCGGCCCUCAAACUAGCGGAUCAGUCACAGAGUAUUCUUAGAGAAGCUAAGAAAAUGGCUGAGAUUUAUAACACAACAACCGGAUUGCACUUACAUUUGACUGAAAAUGAGAUCCAGAUAUCAGCAACAAAUGUCAGUCCAAUUCAAUCGGAGAAAAAACAACUCGAAGUAAAGCUUAAAGUUUUAGAAGAAGAUUUGUUGAAAGCAAAAACACAGAAGUCUGGCGGUUCCCGCACUAAACGAGUCAGGAGUUUGACCGCCGAUAUCGCAAAACUCAAAGACAAAAUCGAGUCAAUCAACUCGAGUCAUACAUUGAAUAAAAGUCCAUUUAAGACUAACAGAACAAUUACAUCCAGUAAUGUUAACAAUGGCAGCACAAACAGUAGGACCUCAUCGCCAAACAAAAAGAAACAAAAGACGACAACAAAAGUGAAAAAUGUUGAACCAAUUGAUUCCAGUGAUUCUGAUACUAACGAUAUAACUAAUAAUAAUUCAAAUAUUAAUAACUUUAUCGACAAAUUUGAAGGCAGAAAGACAUUGAAUUCAGUUUCUGCUAGUAUUAACUCUUCAGAAAUCGAAGGAUUAAUUAAAUGCAAUAAUAAUAAACAAAAAUCUUUAACCACUCAUAAAGAAUCUCCUUCAAAACGUUUAUUUAAAAAUAACAUUAAACAUAAAUCCCCCAAUAAAUCUGUUAAUAAUAAUAAUAAUAAUAAAGAGUCAUCACCUAAAAACAAAACACGAGUUAAUACAAAAAAGAAGUUAAACGGUUCCGCAUUGACUAACUCGUUGUCUCCCAACUCAAUCACCUCAAACUUAUCCAUUAAUUUAAUUUCUGAUAAAAUUAAUUCACGAAAAAGUAAAAACUCUAAACUAACUAAUCCUAAGAGUUCGCCAAUCAUUGAUUCACCGGCACUGACGCCCAAUAAUAUGUUUACUGAAACGGCCGAAUCGUUUGCUAGAGAACAGGUCAGCAAAGGACAGACCACAGGGUCAAAACGCCGAUCGAAUCGAAGUUCUUCGCGACCAAAUAAAAGACAAAACACCUCUAAUUCAAUGCAUUUAAUAGAUUCACAAAUUACAACACCAUUGAUGUCUGAAGCCGACAGCUUUAAAGUAUAUAGAAAUUUGUCGUCUCCUCCCGACUCUGACAUAAUCUCCGAGAGUUCUCAAUCUCAUACUUCGAGCUCGUCAUCAAAAACUUCGGGUUCGAGCGAAUCAUCCGAUUCAAACUCGUCGCUAUCAUCAUUGGGUUCUUCAGGAACAAGUAGUCGAGUUAGUUGUCGGAAAGCAAAAUCACCAAAAAGACCCAGAUCUCGAUCUUCAGAUAUAUCAACGAUAGAAAAUCAAAAGAUUCCGUUACAACCAAAUGACUUGGUUUGGGCCAAGUUUGGUAACCAACCCUGGUAUCCAGCAGUGAUUGUCGACUCAAACUCUUCAGUUUCCAAUUCUCCAGUUAAUGGAACACCUGUUCCACCUGAAGAGGUACUGGCGUUGGCUAAGGAUAAACACAAUCAAUAUUUAGUUUAUUUUUUCGAACAUAAGAACUCUUGGCAUUGGUUGGCACGACAUAAGUUGGAACCACUGGGCAUUGAAACGAGUACUGACAACCAGAAGUUAAAUCAGAACCAGAAGUCCAUUGAUAAGAAAGCCCUACAAAAGGCUUAUAACAAAGCGCUGGCAUUUUAUGCUUCAUUGCAAUAGUACAUCAAUUUUGCCUUUUUAUUAAUGUAAAUAUACUGUUAUUUAUAUUUAUCAUACCAUAAGUUAAUGUUGA
Oppia nitens is the source of this 4196-nucleotide messenger RNA. RefSeq names its product bromodomain-containing protein 1-like (gene Br140). Gene Ontology annotation, cellular component: MOZ/MORF histone acetyltransferase complex. Bases 197 to 4123 code for a protein of 1308 amino acids. Gene Ontology annotation, molecular function: protein binding. The transcript has 8 exons. NCBI's taxonomy places the organism in Eukaryota, Metazoa, Arthropoda, Arachnida, Sarcoptiformes, Oppiidae. Gene Ontology annotation, biological process: regulation of transcription by RNA polymerase II. The record is from RefSeq and is a predicted model, not a curated record.